AGCAGUGGUGCGCCCUUCCUCGUGGAUCAUGAGAGCGUGGUUGGUUGUAGUGAGCUGACGGGGAUAUUUUUCCCUUUCCCGCGUUUGGAGGCUGGAGUCUCCGACUGGAAAUUUCAGGUUCGGGGUUGAGUCUUAGGCUGUCAUAUUGUUUUCUGGUCAAGGUUUCCUGUGAUGAGCAGAAAUUAAACGAGCAGAGUUUUUUCUCAACAUGUUGAUGUGGUGGGGAGCCGCCUUCUGCUGAGCUUUUGAGAAUAGGUUCAGGAGCGCGUUUGGUGGCCGCCAAGUCCAAGUAUUCCAGAACGCAGCUUAUGAUGCUCCAGGCAGACAUGGAAAAUUUCUUAACGUCCUCAGAUUCUGAAAAAUCUGUUGUCACUGACCGAGAGCUUCAGAAAGCAUUUACUAAAGGUUCGUUAAAGCCAGGUCUAAAUGUUGUGCUUGAGGGACGACCAAAGGCUUUCAACAAUGUGGAUGGAUUGAAACAGUGUUUGUCUGAAUUCCAGAGACAUUUAGCCUGGGUAGAAAGGCUUGAUGUGACUUCUUGUCUGGAAACAACUAUUGCUUCUAGCCAUGUGCCUGAUAAAGAUGCUGUUGACCCUGAGGAUGACUUCAAGAGAGAGAUGAGUUUUUAUCAUCAGGCUCAAGCUUCUGUGAUGGAAGCCUUACCUCAGCUACAUCGGCUCAAAGUCCCCACUAGGCGGCCUGAUGACUAUUUUGCAGAGAUGGCAAAAUCUGACCAGCAAAUGCAGAAGAUUCGUCAAAAGCUGAAGAGCAAACAGGAAGCCAUGGAGAAGUCUGAAAGGGCCAAACAGCUCCGUGCUUUGAGGAAAUAUGGCAAAAAGGUGCAAACAGAGGUGCUGCAGAAGAGGCAGAAAGAGAAAACCUCAAUGCUACAUGCAAUCAAGAAAUACCAGAAAGGUCUAUCAGACAAGUUGGAAUUCCUGGAGGGAGAACAGCCACCACUUUCUCAGAGCAAGAAGAAAGAGGAGACUGGAGGCCAAGUGAUAAAGAAAGGACCAAAUGCUAAACGACGCUACAAGAAUCAAAAAUUUGGUUUUGGCGGAAAAAAGAAAGGCUCUAAAUGGAACACUCGAGAAAGUCACAAUGAUGUGUCCAGCUUUCGUGCUAGUGUAGCCCACUGUAAGGGCUUGGGGAAAGCAAGAAAAAAGGGUGCCAACAAGAGGCCUGGCAAAAAGAUGAGGCAGAAAAUGAAGAACCGUUCCCGAUAGAGAAAUGGGUGGACUUUUUUUCUUUGUAAAGUUUGGCAUUCUUUUAGGAAGUAGUAUGAAAAUAGCAAGUGCUACUGUGUGAUGCUGAUUGUCACAUGUUUGUACAUGAACAGCCGCCAGUUGCUGCCUCUCGUCCACACUGGUUUUUCCUUCUGUGAGACUUAGAAAUUAAACAAUUUUGAAAGAG
Molecule: messenger RNA, 1413 nt
Organism: Heteronotia binoei (common prickly gecko)
Lineage: Eukaryota; Metazoa; Chordata; Lepidosauria; Squamata; Gekkonidae
Gene: EBNA1BP2
Product: EBNA1 binding protein 2
Exons: 10
Coding region: 309-1226 (305 amino acids)
Biological process (GO): ribosomal large subunit biogenesis; rRNA processing
Cellular component (GO): preribosome, large subunit precursor; nucleolus; nuclear periphery
Source: RefSeq, a predicted model, not a curated record